UCUGUUUUCAAAUUUUUUUCUUUUAACUUUCGGAAUCUUUCAGAGUUCUCUUUUUGCUCUGCUUCAAUCUCAGAAAUAUUCUUUGGAAUUGUCCUUUUAAAAAAAUUUAUUUAAUUUUAAUGAAAUUUACUCGAUAGAUUUCGAAGGAAGCCAUAUUUGAAUAAGUCGGUGACUCGAAGCGGCCUCAGAGUUGAGUCUCAGAUAAAAUUAAUUUUCAUUAUACCAACAGAAGAUUGGGAGGAAAAGGCUAGAACACAGCUCAGGCAUACGGACACGAGGUUGACCGGCAAAGACCAGUAAUCACCGAGCCGAACCCGGUGUUUAGGCGAAUCAAAUGACGGCGAGCGAAACGAUUGGUGGCGAUGAAGGGAUGGCUUCAUCGCCGAGAAGUAGGGUGAAGUUUCUAUGCAGCUAUGGCGGGAAAAUAUUGCCGAGGCCAGGCGACGCCAACCUCAAGUACGUUGGAGGAGAGACUCGUGUGGUGGCGGUCCCUCGGGAUAUCAAAUUUACAGAAUUAAUGAAGAAGCUAAACAGUAUGGUUGACGGGGACAUGAUUUUGAGAUACCAGGUUAUCCCUGAGGAACUUGAUGCCUUGGUAACUGUGAAAUCCGAUGAGGAUCUGAAACACAUGGUUGAUGAGUACGAUCGUCUUGAAGGUGAAGGGACUCCAAAACUACGUGCUUUCUUGUUUCCCUCGAGUCCAGUCGUGGUUGAGAACCAAAUGAACCCUGUUGAUCCUUAUAUAGAAGCCGUCAAUGGCAUAACUCGUCCAAGUUCAAAUAAUAGUAGUGGUAGGCUCACCCCUGUCAAUGGAAACCGCCCCAACUUCAGCGUCUCUGCUUGCUCUUCCCCGGCUUCUCCUGAUGAUGGCAGAAUUAUGGAUAAUUCUUUGCAUCUGGAGCCACCAUUGUUGAAUAAUGGAUACCGUCAUAACAGACCCACCUUAGCUAAAGUCCAGAGUUCUCCUAGCCUUUACAGCCUUAGCACCCUCCAUCCCCAAAGCAACAACAACAACCAUAGCAAUUGCCAAGUUUACCAGCCACAUAAUUUUUACCACCAAAAUCACCAGCAGCUACAGCUUUACAGCGUUCAAUUUCCAAAACCACCCCUAGAAUUUCGGGCUGAGAAGCCACCAGGGCCACACGACUUUGGGAGGGGCCCUAUGGGGCACGGUCAUGUUCCAAUAAACCAUGUCUACUCCAUAGGCAGACAAAAUGUGGGGAAUGGAUACGGCAGGUGUGAUUGCUGCUGCGAUGAGUGCUUGGCUUAUGCAAGUGGAGGGCUUAUUAGGAGAAGUAGCCUUCCCACGAGUGGAAGGCUUGAUAAGCCAGACAGUCCCGGGAACCGUAUGUGGGAAUAAAGCAAUGGCAUCGAAAUCGAAUACUAUACUUUUCAUCUGACUGAAGAAGUGAAAGAUGGGUAUAUAAUUUUUUUUUUCUUUUCUUUUGGUUGGAUUGGUGAAAUUUUUUCUUUACUGGUGUUGAUUUUCCUUUUCCUUUUACCCUGACUUGAUUUUUUUUUUUUUAAUUUUUGUUAAUGUACAUUGCCAUGUUGAAUUAUUAAACAACAUUUAUGGAUAUUAUAUUGCGAAGAUGUUAUGUAAACAUAUUUACAGAAAUGACGAAG
Molecule: messenger RNA, 1626 nt
Organism: Durio zibethinus
Lineage: Eukaryota; Viridiplantae; Streptophyta; Magnoliopsida; Malvales; Malvaceae
Source: RefSeq, a predicted model, not a curated record